Molecule: messenger RNA, 1245 nt
Organism: Arabidopsis thaliana (thale cress)
Lineage: Eukaryota; Viridiplantae; Streptophyta; Magnoliopsida; Brassicales; Brassicaceae
Product: Receptor-like protein kinase-related family protein
Exons: 2
Coding region: 34-1059 (341 amino acids)
Cellular component (GO): extracellular region
Source: RefSeq, marked reviewed
GUUGAAGAACACAACAAGUUUACUCAAACGAAGAUGUUCUCUCUCCCUCUUCAUCAAUCAAAACUCAUCUUCCUUCUCUCUUUUCUUCUCAUCAAAACCCUUAAUGCACAACCAACAUACCUCCUUAGCUAUUGCUACACAUCAGGAAACUACACACCGAACAGUUCGUACAAAUCCAAUCUAGAUACUUUAAUAUCCGUUCUUGAUUCUCAAUCAUCCAACAAAGGCUUUUAUAGCUACGCCUCGGGUUCUUCCCCAACCACAACAGUGUACGGAAGUUAUCUAUGUCGCGGAGAUAUCUCGUCCUCAACUUGUGAAACAUGCAUCUCAAGAGCAUCCAAAAACGUUUUUAUAUGGUGUCCGGUCCAAAAAGAAGCUAUCAUAUGGUAUGAAGAAUGCUUCCUCAGGUACUCCAGCCGUAAGAUUUUCUCGAUUCUUGAUCAAGGUCCAUUUGUUACAUGGACAUCUUACGAUACCACGUUGUACCAGUUUUAUUUCAUUAACACCGUGGAAUAUCGUAUGGACCGGUUGAUACAAGAAGCCUAUUCGAGCUCUUCAUAUUUUGCGGAAGAAACUUAUCAUGUCAGUUAUCUUGGAGAAGUUUACGAUCUAAAUGGAUUGGUACAGUGCACACCCGAUCUGAAUCAGUAUGAUUGCUAUAGGUGCUUGAAAUCAGCGUAUAAUGAGACUAAGGAUUGUUGUUAUGGUAAACGUUUUGCUCUGGUUUACUCUUCGAACUGUAUGUUGACAUAUAAAGCCACUUUUUUGGCGCCACCACCCCCUCCUCCUCCACCUCCACCACCUCCACCACCCCCACAACGUCUUUACGGAGAAAAUGAUACUCCUAGCUCCGACGAAUCAUUUUCAUUCAAGUUAGGUAAAGUGUUUAGAAGAAUCAUAGCUCCGGUGAUAGCUGCGGUGGUAAUAAUCUUGGUAAUUUCCGUGUGUUCUCUUUGUUGUUGUUGCAUUAAAAAGAAAAAGAAGGCAAACCAAAGAGAAGCAUCGAUAGAAAUUCCCACGCUUAACACUGGAGAGAAUCUCACGGUUGAUCACCAAUAACGAACACCGAAUCGGAUUUACGAAAGUAAACUCGUUUGUUUAAAUCAGAUUUCAAUUGUACUGAUCACUGUUGAAACCCACACAAUUAAUUAGCCAUCUGUUUAUCGUUGCCAAAUUAAUUUGUACAUGUGUUCUUUUAUACCAUAAACGAAUGAUUUUGAGCUUAAAGUUAAACUACAACUUUUC